UCAAAAUAGCGAAAAUUUCUGCAACUUGUUGCACAAAACCCCCUCAAAGGCUUGUUGAAGAGAAGCUCAUUUCGCUAUUGCAGUCAUGUAAGACCUCAAAACAUCUCCAGCAAAUCCAAACCCAGAUAACCACUCAUGGGUUAGAACACAACCACUUUAUAACUCCGAGAAUCAUCUCGGCAUGUGCUCAGUUGAAGCAAAUGACAUAUGGGCGCAAGGUGUUUGAUAAAAUUCCUGAAGCAAACAUUGCGUCAUGGAAUGCUACGUUUAGAGGGUAUGCAAUGAAUGAGCUUCAUAGGGAAGUUGUAGUUUUGUUUAGUCGAAUGAAGAAGAUGGAUGUUAUGCCUAAUUGCUUCACGUUUCCUGUUGUUUUGAAGUCUUGUAUGAAGAGUAGUGCGUUGAGAGAAGGUGAAGAAGUGCAUUGUUUUGUUAUCAAGAAUGGUUUUGGAGCAAAUCAUUAUGUGGGAACUACGUUGAUUGAGUUAUAUUCUGGUGGGAAUGUGAUAAAAGCGGCUUAUAAGGUGUUUGGCGAGAUGGUUGAGAGGAAUGUAGUUGUGUGGACUUCGAUGAUUAAUGGGUACAUUUCUUGCGGUGAUAUUGCUUCUGCAAGGUGCCUUUUUGAUUUGGCGCCCGAGAGGGAUGUUAUUUUGUGGAACACUAUGGUUUCAGGGUAUAUUGAGUUGGGGGAUAUGUUGGAGGCAAGAAAGCUGUUUGAUCAUAUGCCGAAAAAGGAUGUCAUGUCUUGGAACACGGUGCUUAGUGGUUAUGCCAUUAACGGGAAUGUUGAGGAAUGCAACAGGUUGUUUGAAGAGAUGCCUGAAAAGAAUGUGUUUUCUUGGAAUGCACUGAUUGGAGGGUAUGCGCGUAAUGGAUGUUUCUUUGAAGUUUUAGAUGCUUUCAAAAGGAUGUUGAAUGAGCGCAACGUGUUACCUAAUGAUGCUACACUUGUGACUGUGUUGUCUGCGUGUGCAAGAUUAGGAGCUCUUGAUUUGGGCAAGUGGGUGCAUCUGUAUGCAGAGAGUAAUGGGUAUAAGGGAAAUUUAUAUGUUGGGAAUGCUUUGGUUGACAUGUAUGCAAAAUGUGGAGUUAUAGAAAAUGCAGUUGAUGUCUUUAAGGGCAUGGAUAAAAAGGAUUUGAUCAGUUGGAACACCAUAAUUGGUGGUUUAGCAAUGCAUGGACGGGGAGUCGAAGCCUUAAAUUUGUUUUCUCAAAUGAAGAAUGCUGCAGAAGCACCUGAUGGAAUCACUUUCAUCGGUAUUUUGUGUACUUGUACACAUAUGGGCUUGGUUGAAGAUGGCUUAUCAUAUUUCAAUUCUAUGGUUGAUGAUUAUUCAAUUGUGCCUCAAAUUGAGCAUUAUGGUUGCAUGGUUGAUCUGCUGACACGAGCAGGUCGUUUAGCAGAGGCUGUUGAUUUUAUAAGGAAGAUGCCUAUAGAAGCAGAUGCUGUUAUUUGGGCUAAUUUACUUGGUUCAUGUAGAGUUCAUAAAAACGUUGAAUUAGCUGAACUGGCGCUCGAACGACUCACAGAACUCGAACCGAAGAAUCCUGCAAACUUCGUCGUGCUUUCAAACAUAUAUGGGGACCUGGGGAGAUGGAAAGAUGUUGCACGAGUGAAAGUGGCAAUGAGAGAUACCGGGUUCAAAAAAUUACCGGGGUGUAGCUCGAUUGAGGUUAAUGAAGCUGUGGUCGAGUUCUAUUCCUUAGAUGAGAGACAUCCUGAAACCGAGGAAAUAUACAGAACCUUGAAGGGGUUGACAAAACUGCUAAAAUCAUCUGGAUAUGUACCAGAUGUUCAAUUACUUCGUCAAAGAACUUGACAUAAAAGAGGCAAUAUCACACUUUAAAGUAACAUUAUUAGCAUCCAAUUCAUAUUU
Messenger RNA from Pistacia vera, 1874 nucleotides. Its product is annotated as pentatricopeptide repeat-containing protein At1g08070, chloroplastic-like. The transcript has a single exon. NCBI's taxonomy places the organism in Eukaryota, Viridiplantae, Streptophyta, Magnoliopsida, Sapindales, Anacardiaceae. The coding region runs from base 201 to 1817 and encodes 538 amino acids. Gene Ontology annotation, molecular function: RNA binding; protein binding. Gene Ontology annotation, biological process: RNA modification. The record is from RefSeq and is a predicted model, not a curated record.